CUUUCCUUUAGCUUUGCAAAAAAAGAAAAAAAAAAAAAAAAGUAAACAAACUUAUACCAAUUCAGACCGAUCAUGAUUUACACAGCUACUUCUACUUCUUUCAGUAUGCGCAACAGCAGAAAACACAACAGCAAGAAUCUCUCUUUGUGCCUGCCAAAAACGCCUUCACCAGAGUCUUCCUCCACCUCUACUUGUUCAUCCUCCUCGUCAUCGGCUUCUCUCUCGGCCAUUACAUCACCGCCGCCUCACACAGCUUCCUUUGCUACCACACCUUCUUCCUCUUCUUUUACUACAUCACCGUCUUUAUGCCCUACGCAAUAUCCAUUGCUUCAUGAACCUCGUUACGAUAACAAAAAUGCUUAUCCAAAGGGACCUUCCCAUAUCAUGCCCUAUUUAUACCUUGGUUCAGAAAAGAACGCACUCGAUACCACCCUCUUAGCUCAAUUCGAUAUUUCCGUCAUUUUGAACGUCGCUGCGGAAGUGACCAUUACCACCCCACCCCAUCAGUAUCAUCAAAACAUGACCCUCAUGAAACUACCUUGGUAUCAUGGCAGCGAUAUUGAUCUCGACAGGGCCAUCGACAUUAUAGACCAGGCCAGGGCACGGCAGCAGUCCAUCCUUGUUCAUUGUCAGUGCGGUAUUGCUCGUUCCGCCACCGUCAUCAUUGGCUACAUUAUGAAAUUACUUCAAUUGCCUCUCCAAGAAGCCUAUCACUAUGCAAAAAAACUAGCGCCACCUAUCAAUCCAAACCUCAACUUGUUAUUUCAGUUACGAGAGUAUGAGCAAAAGUUGCUGAUUUUACAAAGGCUGAAUCCAUGUGAAGACACCCUACUGCUCCUCUCUGAGUCUGUGGGGUCUGCUACGACGGCUAGAGCCGCUACCGAUACAGUCACCGUCUCUGCUCCAGAGGCAUCGACUCCUCGUCUUCCUUCUUCUAAUUCUACAACAACAGCUACUACUACUACUACUACUACUACUACUACUACUACUACCACAACAACAACAACAGAUGCCUCACCCUCCAAAAAUAACACGAAUUGGUCUCUCAUUAAAAAAACGGCUCCUGUUUGCUGUUGAACAGAUAAAACCAUGACAAUGCAUCUAGAAAACUAUACCUACAUCUUUAAGCUGUAAAUAAUUCAUUCUUUCCUCCUAUUGUGUAUAAAAAAAUUGUAUUCCUCCUUCCCUGCCCCCCCCCUCCC
Molecule: messenger RNA, 1202 nt
Organism: Mycotypha africana
Lineage: Eukaryota; Fungi; Mucoromycota; Mucoromycetes; Mucorales; Mycotyphaceae
Product: protein-tyrosine phosphatase-like protein
Exons: 1
Coding region: 73-1077 (334 amino acids)
Biological process (GO): protein dephosphorylation; negative regulation of MAPK cascade
Cellular component (GO): cytoplasm
Molecular function (GO): MAP kinase tyrosine/serine/threonine phosphatase activity; protein tyrosine/threonine phosphatase activity
Source: RefSeq, a predicted model, not a curated record